AUGUCUGGAAAACAUGAUCAUGUCGCAUUCAACGUUCUAAGUUUCCGAGAAAAUGAAACCAAAGUUGGUUUCUUUAGCACGAACAAGAGUCGAUUGAGCGUAGAUCAAUUUUGCAUUCAUAUACGUGAGGGUUUGGUCAUUGGGGAAGAGAAUGUGUCAUUACAUAAAUCAAAGGACAAUGAUUUAUUAGUCUAA
Molecule: messenger RNA, 195 nt
Organism: Clunio marinus
Lineage: Eukaryota; Metazoa; Arthropoda; Insecta; Diptera; Chironomidae
Source: the annotation of a GenBank genome assembly